Wallemia mellicola CBS 633.66 is the source of this 1426-nucleotide messenger RNA. RefSeq lists its product as hypothetical. The record is from RefSeq and is a predicted model, not a curated record. Bases 42 to 1358 code for a protein of 438 amino acids. NCBI's taxonomy places the organism in Eukaryota, Fungi, Basidiomycota, Wallemiomycetes, Wallemiales, Wallemiaceae. The transcript has 2 exons.
AAAAAUUAGCCAAGAAUUUAAUAGAAAUAGGCGAUAUUUAUAUGACAUCAAUAAAUCCAUUAGAUGAAUUUGAAAAGUUCAGCUAUAAUGCUGGUGAAGACGAUCUCAAGAGCGAUUUCCAGCUGAUAGACGAUCCAUUAUGGUGUAUUAGAGACAACAAAGAAGUUAACAGCAAGUCUAUAAAAUCUGACACACCUACUAACUUGGGAGAUCUCGAUAAGUCACCUCUCGAGCAGUCAAAUGAGUUCCAGCCGCAACAUCACCUGACAAACUUAUUCAGCAAAAAUUGGAAUGAAUUACAGACCGUUUCACCUCAACAAGUUAGUUUAGAUUGGACACCUGCCCAAACGACUUCAGAUUUCCCAAAAACUACAAAAAAUACGUCAAGCCCCGCGACAGCUGCAUUAGCUAACUUUAACAAUAACGAUAACUAUGAUAACUACGAUAAUUUCAAACCUCUAUUUCAACCUACGGACAUCACUCAACAGAAGCCUGAUCUUCGUGCUUUUAACUCUUCAAGCGGUUCCAGUGACGAAGAAGUCAACUUACCAUCAAUUCAGCCAACAGAACCGCGACCAGCCGCUACGAUAGCGCCAGAAGCUCCGAAGGCCCCAAUAAAAGGAUCAAAAACUACCGCUCCAUCCAAGCCAUCGACGUCUAAAGACAAGAACGUUAACACUAACACUAACACUAAUGCCAACGCCAAUGCUUUGAAGGGUCAACCCACUACUACCCAUAAACGUGCUCAUGCUGAAACACAUUCACAUUCACAUCAUCGAACACCCUCUCAACCAAAAGAGAUUACUCCCCCAGAUGACAACGACCAUUAUUCACCAUCUACGUCACCAAAUUAUCAGUCAUCAGAGGAAGAAGAUGACGACAAUUAUACGUCACAGCCAACUAGACAAAGACGAAGGCGAGGACCAGCGAAGCAAACUUCGAAGAGUGAAUCAGUUGGUAAAAUACAUCCACCUAAUGAUCAUAUGCCAUAUCCAUAUGAAGUGACAUCACAAGGUCUGACAAGAUGUACUUAUACUUCACCCAUACAGCCAUUCAAUAGAUGUAGGACACUUUUUCAUCGACCGUAUGAUCUUGCAAGACAUAUGGAAACUAUACAUUCCAGAGACGAAGCUCAACUAGUGAAGAAAGGUGAAAUUACGAUGGAUCAAAUAACAAUACCUGGUCUUGCGAAGGCAUUAGAAGAAGCAGAAAAAGAUCCAAAGAAAGCUGAGAAGUUGAUAGCUGUUCAAGAAUGGAAAUGCGAUGGUAAAGGUGGUUGUGGUGGUACAUUCUCAAGGAAGGAUGCUCUAAUUCGUCAUAGAAGAUUAAGAGGACAUGGUGUACCGAAGCAAACAUAAAAUUGUAAUGAUAAUUAAAAUGUAUCUCAACUCUUUACACCCGUUGCAAUAAAGAACGGUAUCUUAUU